UUCCAGAUCAAAUACAAGUUUUAUUUCUGAUUUACUGAUUGGAUGUAACACAGCUCCUCAUCUCAGCCUGUUCGGUUCAUUAUUGCAAUGCGACACAGAUGUUCACAUUCUGUAGCUGCACAAAAGCCUGGCCGGCUGGACAUUAGAAUAAUCUUAAUCAUGGCUACAAUUUUAUGUACGUGUUUUUUCUUGCCGAUAAGAUGACAGAAUAGCACCGACUGAGUAAACUGAGAAAAAAACUCAGUUCUACUGACAUGAGGGCAUUGCCUAUUGCGUGUGUAUCAGCGCACCUAUGAGAGUCCUUCUUGCUUGAUCCAGUCCGAUUUUCCAUUUGGCAAACAGACCGCUGGAUUUCUACGAUACUACACAGAGGGCUUGGCAUCGCGGGACUGUUAACUGAUCUAGUCUUAAAGAUAUCACAAGGAUACGUGCAAAUUAUGGUUUUAUUCAAUUAAAUAUUUCUAACUUGCAUUAUUUCGGUUUCUGCGAUGUUCAAGAAAUUUACCUAGACCUUCGAUUUAUGUCUUGAGACGCAGACAACGGAACGGAAGCUCCAUGGGUAAUUGAUGAUGUCUUUAAGCAGCUUCAAAGCAAUUAUGAAGACUGAAACUGAAUCUUAAAAUCCUACCUCAAACCUUUUGCCCAGUGACUUGAACUGAGAUGGUGAGUGGGCAAUCCUGUUUUCCACCCUAUGCUAUGGAUGCUCCAGUGUUGACCAGAGGGUUCUUUGCUCUGUUGAUCCUGGCCAUUCAAUUGCCACCUGAAUCAACAGCCAGCUCCCUCAACUGCCACAAAACCUGCGUGUGCGCCAGCAACAUUGUCAGCUGCUCCAGGAUGAACCUGACCAGCGUUCCACUGGCCUUGCCCCGCUAUGCCGCGGUGUUAGACCUCAGCUUCAACAACAUUAGCCACCUGAGAGCCGAAUGGACCCCCAUCAGGCUGAGCCGGCUGCAUAGCCUCCUGCUCAGCCACAACAGGCUCAUUUUCCUUUCGUCCGAGGCCUUCCACCACGUCACCAAGCUGCGCCACCUGGACCUGUCCUCUAACGGCCUGCGGAUACUGGAGGAGUUCAUCUUCGAACCCCUGGAAAGGCUUGAGGUGCUGCUGCUCUACAACAACCACAUUUCCCAGAUCGACCGCUCGGCCUUUGUGGGCCUCAUGAGUCUGCAGAAGCUUUACUUGAGUCGGAACCAGAUCCAGCGCUUCCCCCUGGAGCUAGUGAAGGAGAAGAGUCGCCUGGAGGCCCUCACCCUGCUGGACGUGUCCUCGAACAAGAUCAAAGUUCUGUCCAUCCAAGAGCUGCAGGUGCUGCCUGCCUGGAUUAAGAAUAGCCUGUACUUCCAUAACAACUCACUGCCUUGCAGCUGUGAGAUGUACACCAUGGUGGCGCUCUGGAACCUCCGCGAGUUCAGCUCUGUCGUUGACUACAGGGAUGAACACAUCUGUUUACUACCAGGCAAGGAGAAGUCGGCCAUCUUGGAUCUGAACAAGCAGCACCUAAACUGUAGCGCAGUAAAGAUCAUGGAUCAGAUCACUUACCUGGAGCAGUAUGUGGUGUUGGAUUGUGACACCAAACAGAAAGACAUGCAGAAGAGCUGGGACCUACCAAAGAAUGCUGAAGUGUCCUUUGAGAACCAAAGCGCUGUGUUGCUUCCUGAUGGCAAUCUGCGGAUCGGCCCCAUCCAGGUGAUGGACUCAGGGGUCUACACCUGUUACGCCGAGGGGGACUCCCAGAACGAGACCCUGUACGUAACAGUGAUGGUGCACAACUACACCAUGAUCCCAGGUCUGGAGGGCAUGAAGACAGCCUACACCACCCUGGCGGGCUGUCUGGCCAGUAUAGUGAUGGUGUUCAUCUACCUCUACCUCACUCCCUGCAACUGUGUGUGCUGCCCCGGUCAGGGCCUGUCCAAGAGCGCCCCCGGGGACAGCCACUCCUCCACCGUCAGUGUGACCCCCACCAACCAGGAGGCGGGGCUAGAUGGGGAUGAGGGGGGUGCUAAGGUGCCUUUUAACCGGCACAUGGCCUUUCUGGACCCCAAGCACCUGCUGGAGCAGAAUGGAAGGCUCAACCCCAUUGGGGAGGAGGAGGACGAGUGGCAUGAGGACAGGAGAGAGGGAGAGAGGAGGAGGUCGGAGGCCGAGUCCAUAAGCUCUGUGUGCUCCGACACGCCGAUGGUGGUGUGAGGAGACCUCGGGACGAUCCCCACCAUCCAUAAACUUCAAAAUACUCGGCCUUUUCUAUCAAGCAAAGAAUGACUGAUAGACAGACUAAACGAAUGACACGCUUCAUAUGCAUAUCAGUUUAGUAAGUCGAUUUAUUUUGAGGUAACUUUUACACUAACUGUCUUGCCACGAGGCUAACCAAAUGAGAAUCUGUUCUCUCCACCUUCUGUAGCAAUCUUUGUGUUCAAUGUCUUCAAACAUGUCAUGACUGUGCAUUCAAUAUGUUGUUUUGUGUAUGACACAGUUCAAGCCACAAAUCCAUAAUCAUCUAUCGAUUGACAUGUAGAUGGAAUAUACUGUCUCUGAAUCAUCGUAUCGGAAAUUACAUUGCUCCUGUACUUGCCGCUAGUAAGAUUGAAUCACUAAGCUAAAAAUACCCUCUAUCACUUAGUCACUUGUGUGAGGCUGGUGUGUUGGAAUUCAAGUUUGAUCUUGUGUGUGUGCCUGACAGCCGGAUAGGCCCAGAAGGAGACCAAUGAUUGUUGUAACUUGCUAAAGAGUACUUCUAGGCAUCAUUUUACAUUCCCAAAGCAAACAAACAAAUGCCAGUGGCCAAUCGUCUCAUAAACACUGUUAGAAAUAGUAGCUAGUGCCCGUCCAGCUAAUACCAUAGCCUGUCACAGCUGCUGAACAGACUGAGAUCACAGUCACACACUCUGUCCUGUUGUUGUUCACUUGUUGCAGACUGUAUAUCAAUAUGGCCACAGGCCACACAGGGUUUCACUCAAAGAAAUGUCAAGGCAAAGAGUAGACACAAGCUUUGGAAAAUAGCUUGACAUUAUACCCACAAUUAAACUUUGAUGUAACCUAACCGUUAAUUGAGGCUUUCAGGUUUCUAGUUUCAAGGAUAAUACUUACUCUGCAGCUAU
Molecule: messenger RNA, 3095 nt
Organism: Hypomesus transpacificus
Lineage: Eukaryota; Metazoa; Chordata; Actinopteri; Osmeriformes; Osmeridae
Product: amphoterin-induced protein 1-like
Exons: 2
Coding region: 661-2187 (508 amino acids)
Biological process (GO): brain development
Molecular function (GO): protein binding
Source: RefSeq, a predicted model, not a curated record